Messenger RNA from Heteronotia binoei (common prickly gecko), 887 nucleotides. It is a transcript of the gene MAGOH, whose product is annotated as mago homolog, exon junction complex subunit. NCBI's taxonomy places the organism in Eukaryota, Metazoa, Chordata, Lepidosauria, Squamata, Gekkonidae. The coding region runs from base 327 to 767 and encodes 146 amino acids. Gene Ontology annotation, biological process: RNA splicing. The transcript has 5 exons. The record is from RefSeq and is a predicted model, not a curated record. Gene Ontology annotation, cellular component: catalytic step 2 spliceosome; exon-exon junction complex; nucleus.
GCACUUCAGGUAUAAUAUAAAAGCAGCCAUUGUCAAGCGAUUUUAAUUACUAGCGUCACUCUAGCUCGGGCAUCUCCAUGAUGACGAUCCUACUUUGGAGGUUUGCGUGAAAACCCAAUUCAUUUGUGAACCAGAACUGCUAGUAAAAAUUGUCGUCCUGCAUGAUCUAAUCCGCUUGCGUAUUAGCGAGCGACUAUAGGAGUCCGUUUUCGACCGGCGCAUGCGCAACCCCUCGGUGACGUACAUUUUGGGCAGCCGCGCGCAGGCUGAACGCUUCCUGCCUGGUGCUUGUCGGUCUUUCGGCGGGUUGGUGCGCAAGUGGAGCCAUGGCGAGUGAUUUUUACUUGCGGUAUUACGUCGGGCACAAGGGGAAGUUCGGGCACGAGUUUCUUGAGUUCGAAUUCCGCCCGGACGGUAAACUCAGAUAUGCAAACAACAGCAAUUAUAAAAAUGAUGUGAUGAUCAGAAAAGAGGCAUAUGUUCACAAGAGUGUGAUGGAAGAGCUGAAGCGGAUAAUUGAUGACAGUGAAAUUACAAAAGAAGAUGAUGCACUAUGGCCACCACCUGACAGAGUUGGUCGGCAGGAGCUUGAGAUUGUAAUUGGUGAUGAACACAUAUCGUUUACCACAUCAAAAAUUGGUUCUCUCAUUGAUGUAAAUCAGUCCAAGGAUCCAGAGGGUCUAAGAGUAUUUUACUACCUUGUCCAGGACCUCAAGUGUCUAGUCUUCAGUCUUAUUGGAUUGCAUUUCAAAAUUAAGCCAAUUUAAAUUGUAGGAUUAAGUUUGUACUGUAAAAUUUCCUGUCAUUCUUUGUGUCUUUUAUUAAAUGACUUUUAUGUAUGUCAGUUUGUAUAGGGUGAAUUUAAUAAAUGCUAAAAUAUCUUUUUA